UGUCAGAUCCAAAAUGUCGUCCCGCUGGAGCCGCUGGUUCCGCUCGUCUCUUUGGACUUUGUUCUUUUACGGACUUUAUUGUCACCUGAGGCUGGUUCUGGCGGAGGAGGCGGACAGCUGCGAGUCUCUGCGCCUCGGACAGUAUUUGUGUAACGAACCAAAGAUCGAUGAAGCCACUCAAGAACCAGAGAACUGCAGGGACAUGACGGCCUGGGUGGAGUGUCGUCCAGCUCCGAACGUCACGUGUCGUCUGUCGAACGGGACCGAGUUCAGGUUCAGCGGAGAAGAAGUCGGAUUCAACAAAACCAUCCCCUGUCGGAACGUGAGCGGAUACUCGUACAAAGUGGCCGUGGCUCUGUCUCUGUUUCUGGGCUGGUUGGGGGCAGACAGAUUCUACCUGGGAUACCCGGCUCUGGGUCUGUUGAAGUUCUGCACUGUGGGCUUCUGUGGCAUCGGGACGCUCAUAGACUUUAUCCUCAUCGCCAUGCAGAUGGUCGGCCCGGCGGACGGUUCUCAUUACAUCGUGGAUUAUUACGGCGCUCGUCUGACGCGUUUGUCCAUCACCAACGAGACGUACAGGAAACCUCACCUGUCUCUGUGACGCACCUGCCGCACCUGCACUCUGCACCUGACGUUCAUUCUUCUGGACUUCAGUCGAGCUUCUCUCCAUCUUCCUCUUCUUUGGUCAGACGUGGGUUUAUGUAAAAGUUGCCGCUGUCGUCUUCUUCUGUUUUGUCUCUUUUGUAAAAUACACCGUUGCUUCUCAUGUAUUUAUUUAAUUUUUUUGUAAAUACAGUUUUAUUUUGUAAAUAAGCAUCAGUUUUUGUUUCUUAAAUGUGAAUAUGUAAAAAAUAAACUGUAAACACAUCAAA
Boleophthalmus pectinirostris (great blue-spotted mudskipper) is the source of this 872-nucleotide messenger RNA. It is a transcript of the gene tm2d1, whose product is annotated as TM2 domain containing 1. The record is from RefSeq and is a predicted model, not a curated record. NCBI's taxonomy places the organism in Eukaryota, Metazoa, Chordata, Actinopteri, Gobiiformes, Gobiidae. Bases 14 to 601 code for a protein of 195 amino acids. The transcript has 7 exons.